Rotaria sordida is the source of this 1062-nucleotide messenger RNA. The record is from the annotation of a GenBank genome assembly. Lineage: Eukaryota; Metazoa; Rotifera; Eurotatoria; Philodinida; Philodinidae.
AUGGGGAGCGGAUCUUCCAAGAAAAAUCGACAACAAGUGAAUCAAACUCCUUCACCAGAUAUUUCGCUAUCUUGCACACCACCACUAUCACCAGUAGUGUUUCCUGAUUCUCAAAGAUCGACAAAUUUAUUAUUCCACUAUGCAAGGCCACCAUAUGAAACAUCUUAUUCCUCUACACAAGCGAUAAGUAGAACGUCUUGGGCUCGUCCAAUAUCGAGGGAAACACAAUCUAUCGAUUCCAGAGAUGAUAAUUAUGAUGUGGAAAGCUUAUGCAGCUCUGAUUCAUAUGAAGAGUCCGAUGAUGAUGGCAUGUCCCAUUUAGACACGAGAGCAUCAUCCGUCGCGGAAACUAUUCCAAGUCCACAACAUACGUUCAUAAAAUCUAUAGCCAUUACAACAUCGUUGCAAAUUUCACAGUGUUUCUUGAUAUCACUUGCAAAGGAAUUUGUUAAUUCGUUAAACUGGCAUAAAACGCUAUUUGAUGGCUCACAAGAUCGAUGUUAUUGUACUAAGUGUUAUCCAAUUUCAUGGAGUGAUGUCAUCUCAGGAGGUAAUGCUAAAUAUGUCAUACCACGUGGCUGGACUCGUUUAAGUCUUCGUGUCGAUCCUAUUCAUGAAGACGAGCAUGAUAUUUGGAAUAAGUGGAUAGUAACAUUUCAUGGAACUACAAAAACAGCUGCACGAUCAAUUCUUACUCAUCGACACUUCUAUUUACCAGGAGAUAAAUUAAUUGAUGGGACCAUAUUAGGUAUUAGAGACGGACAUAUUCCUAAUAAAAAAUUCAUUUUUACAUCACCCACUAUUGCUUAUUCAAGUUCGACAAUAUACGCUCCGAAUAAUGACUUUUUUUCGAGCAUGAAUAAUACCUUAUAUGAAGCGCAGAUUGUGCUUCAAUGUCGACAACAACCAAACUCAUUUAUAAUUCAAGGUGAAACAAUCGGAGCUGGCUCAAAACGUAUUUGUCCACAUAUUCCAAAUGAACGAAUUGAAUAUUACACUGAUAUAAGAUCCUCAAUUAUUGCCUACGGACUACUUGUACGAUUUCGCGAGAAAAGGCAAUAA